Messenger RNA from Erinaceus europaeus (western European hedgehog), 1245 nucleotides. RefSeq names its product multivesicular body subunit 12A (gene MVB12A). The transcript has 9 exons. Bases 72 to 884 code for a protein of 270 amino acids. The record is from RefSeq and is a predicted model, not a curated record. Gene Ontology annotation, cellular component: ESCRT I complex; cytosol. NCBI's taxonomy places the organism in Eukaryota, Metazoa, Chordata, Mammalia, Eulipotyphla, Erinaceidae. Gene Ontology annotation, biological process: virus maturation; regulation of epidermal growth factor receptor signaling pathway; receptor catabolic process.
UUCCGAGUUGUAGUCCGUCCUCCCUGUCUGAAUUCGGGUCGCUGCCCCACCGUCUAGUCUGUCUGUCCGGGAUGGAACCCGGGUCCGGGGGCGACACGCUGCCCCUGGCCGCUCUGGCCUGGGCGUCGGCGUCAGGACCCCCACCGCGGGGCUUCAGCGCUAUCACCUGCACCGCGGAGGGCGCGCCCGCCGGCUUCGGCAAGAGCUUCGCGCAGAAAGCCGGCUACUUCCUGUGCACCUGCCCGCUGGGCAGCCUGGAGAACCCGCUGGACAACGUGGUGGCGGAGAUGCAGAUCCUGGUGGACCGGAGCCCCCUCCCGCCCGGCUUCUCCCCCGUGUGCGACCCCCUGGACGCCAAGGCCUCCGUGUCCAAGAAGAAACGCAUGUGUGUGAAGCUGGUGCCCCUGGGGGCGGCUGACACGGCCGUGUUUGACGUGCGGAUCUCGGGCAAGACCAAGACAGUGCCAGGAUUCCUGCGGGUCGGGGACAUGGGCGGCUUCGCCAUCUGGUGCCGGAAGAGCAAAGCCCCCCGGCCGGUGCCCAAGCCCCGGGGGCUCGCCCGAGACCUGCAGGGUCUGUGCCUGGACGCCCCCAGUAAGGCGCGGCCCCCCGAGAGGACGCUGUCCCGCCUGGGCUCCCGGGCGUCCACCCUGCGCAGAGAGGACUCCAUCUACGAGGCCUCCAGCCUCUAUGGCAUCUCUGCCAUGGACGGCGUUCCCUUCACGCUGCACCCCAGAUUCGAGGGCAAGAGCUGUGGCUCCCUGGCUUUCUCCGCCUUUGCCCAGCUGACCAUCAAGUCCUUGGCCGACAUUGAGGAAGAGUACAACUAUGGCUUCGUGGUGGAGAAGACAGCGGCCGCCCGCCUGCCCCCCAGCAUCUCCUAGCCGCCACCUGCUGGCCCAACACCCCCACCCUGCAGGCGUUUCAGGGGACCCCAAAGACCAGCAAAGGCUUCGGGUUCCUUGGCCACCUGGAGUACAGCCUGGAGGAGGCGGCUUGCGGCUGCUGGGACUGGGGCCCCCUAGACCUUUCGGGGCAGCAUGGGGGACCCCCUGGAGUCCUCAAACCAGUGCCUUCCUUAUGAUCAAUCACUGAUCACCGAUCGACCCCGGCAAAGUCACGGCCCCUGGAACUUCUGGGCCCCACAGUCCCUGUCGGGAGGCCUGGGCCAGAGGGGACACUGAGGGUCAGCGGGGCAGCCUUUGCCACCCUCCUCGCACACCUCAAUAAAGACCACGGAAGCCA